AUGUCUGACAUCAAGGAUGAAAUCAAAUCAGUUGAAAUAGCAAUAGACACUAAUGACUUGUCAAAACUGUUUAGUGUAACAUCUAAUGUACAUAGAUACAGAAAUCUUCCACCCAAAAUUAUGCUAUCCUUACCCAAAUUCAUUCCAGGAAAUAUCAAAGAGGAGCUAUGUAAACUGUUUGGAACCUUAUCAACAAGUUCUUUAACAUCAGAAAAACAUGGCUACAGCAUGAAGACAACACAGAAAUCAUCAGAAGCUGGAUCCUCUCCUCCAGUAAAACAACUGCUUGAUGAACCAGAGACUGUCACCACCAUAGGCACUGGGUACAGAGGUUACCUUUAUAAUGUGGCCUGUCUGGGUGAUAAAGAAAUCUGGACAAGUGGAGGUGACAGCACCAUGGAACUCUACAGCAUCAAUCAGGGAUCACUACUCAAGUCAAUCACAACCAAGUCAGGGAACAGACCAUGUGACAUAGAAGUGACAAAAAGAACCUGGAUAUCUGUGUGUCUGACAGUGGAGCUGGAGCAGUAG
Molecule: messenger RNA, 531 nt
Organism: Saccostrea cuccullata (small rock oyster)
Lineage: Eukaryota; Metazoa; Mollusca; Bivalvia; Ostreida; Ostreidae
Exons: 2
Coding region: 1-531 (176 amino acids)
Source: RefSeq, a predicted model, not a curated record